Molecule: messenger RNA, 135 nt
Organism: Haemonchus placei
Lineage: Eukaryota; Metazoa; Nematoda; Chromadorea; Rhabditida; Trichostrongylidae
Source: the annotation of a GenBank genome assembly
AUGCUCGAAAUUUCUCGGUUCAUGCAAGUGUCCCUCGAGCGAGACGACCCGCUGAACUGCUCUAGCUCGCGAGAGGGACUGAAGAAAACGUUACCGGCACUCGUGGAAGUCGGUGAUCAACAAGACGACAGGUGA